AUGCAGAAGGUUAUAGAAAACAUGAAUUUGAUCAUGAUUGAUAUUAAACAGAAGGUGGUAGGCCAAGAUCAAUUGCACAUCAUAAAGUCUUUGAAUACUACGAGGCUAUCAAACUUGGCAUCUCAAUUUAACUAUUCGCGUGGUCUUGAUAUGAAAAUUUUGGAUGAGUACGACGGUUGGAAUCUAUUUUCUAAUAUAGUGUUCCGGGAAGAAAGUUGCCCUCUUGAGUUGGAGGACAUUGGAAAGAAGAUUGUGAAAGCUUGUAAAGGACUUCCGUUGGCAAUUGUUGUGAUAGGUGGGCUCUUAUCAAAGUCUGAACGAACAAGAGAAAGUUGGGAAUUAUCUGAAAAGGAUUUAAGUUCAAUUGUGAAUUUAGAUGAUUACGAGAGAUGCUUGCAAAUAUUAUACCUGAGUUAUAGUAAUUUGCCGGUUCAUUUAAAAUUAUGCCUUCUCUACAUGGGAAGUUAUGAUAAAGAUUGUGUAAUUCGAAUGUCUUACCUCAUCCCAUUUUUUGUUGCUGAGGGAUUUGUAAAACCAAUUAAUGGGAAGUGUUUGGAAGAGACAGCAGAAGAGUAUAUAAAUGAACUUAUUGAUAGAAAUUUGCUUAUAGUAGAAAAACGCAAGCAUUGUGGGAAGCUUAAAUCAUUUAAAAUGCAUGAUCUAUUGAGGGAUGUAUGUUUGAGAGAGGCUCGAAAAUUGAAGUUUUUAUGUGUGUUGGAAAAGCAGAGCAUUCCAGAAGCCAUAAAUUGUCAACGUCGAAUUGUAAGCUUGGUAGCGGAAAAUGAAUAUCAAACUCCACUUCGUCAAUCCUUGGAAUCCGCAUCCCUAGUCCGGUCUUUUAUUGGGGCGUGUCCAACGAGUUUAUCAUGCAAUUUUAGAUUGUCGAGGGUAUGUUUGAUGAGCAGAUGCCUUGAGAAUGAAGAUAGUUAUGAGGAGUUUUUUGUUCGGCUAGUUAACUUGCGUCUUCUUGCAGUCAAUUUAGAUGAGCGUCUAUUGCCCAGACUUCUUUCUUCAGUGUCUUUUUUCUGGAAUUUACAAACAAUAUAUUUAUUUGGUGGCGUUGGUGAUGAGUUUGUUUUCGACAUCUGGAAGGUGCCUCAACUUAGGCAUGUAAUAACCGAUGAAGAUGAGUUUUAUGGUGCAUACUGUCUCCCUGAUCCUAUAAGUGAAGAAGAGGAUAUGGUGUUGGAAAACCUACAGACACUUUAUACAGUGCUCAAUCUCAAGUUUGGUAAAGGGGUGCUUAAAAGAAUCCCCAAUAUCAAAACAUUGAAGUUAUGUUAUGACACAAAAGUAGGAGAAGAAGAUGAUUACCAUCUCAACAAUCUUUAUUGCCUCCAAAAACUUGAAAAUCUCCGCAUUCGUUGUUGUGUAGAAGGUAGCCAUUUGGUGCGAGAAGUGAGGUUCCCGCAUUCCCUCAAGAAGUUGACAUUAGGAAAUACCAAUUUUCCAUGGGAUGACAUGAAGACAAAAAUAGGUUUAUUGCCCCUUCUUCAAGUUCUCCAACUGAAAUCUGAUUCCGUAGUUGGGUCUGAAUGGAAAACAUCUGAAGACCAAUUCUUGAAUCUCAAGUUCUUGCUUAUUGAGGAUUGUGAUGUAGAGUGGUGGAUCACAGACAACACCCACUUUCCGCGCCUUGAGCACCUUCAUCUUCACUAUGUAGAAAGGUUGAGGGAGAUUCCUUCAUGCAUGAGAGACAUACCAACACUUCACUCAAUUAAGUUGAAAGGUUGUAAUAAAUCUGUGGUGGAUUCAGCUCAAAAAAUUAAGGAGGAGCAACAGGAACUCAGCAACGAAGACCUUCAAAUUAUUUUUGAUCAAGUUAUAACUAUGAGGUAA
Molecule: messenger RNA, 1839 nt
Organism: Salvia hispanica
Lineage: Eukaryota; Viridiplantae; Streptophyta; Magnoliopsida; Lamiales; Lamiaceae
Product: putative late blight resistance protein homolog R1B-16
Molecular function (GO): ADP binding
Source: RefSeq, a predicted model, not a curated record